This is a messenger RNA of Owenia fusiformis, 1980 nucleotides long. The record is from the annotation of a GenBank genome assembly. Lineage: Eukaryota; Metazoa; Annelida; Polychaeta; Sabellida; Oweniidae.
CAUCUUAAGCCUUGGUUUAGACUUGCUAGGAAGAUACCUGCCGAGUGCUGAUACAAGUUUCUGUGGCAAUAAAACAUCAAUCUAAAAUAUUGGAACUAAAUAUCCUGGAAAGCUCAUCUUUUUUAAUUGAUUCUGCAAUACUCUGUCUGGAUGAGAUAAUAUUAUAGAGGGUGAUACCAUCAACUCAGUGAGAUUUUUAUCUAUAUUCCCUUCGUCUAAAUAUGAAUUCUCCAUUCAAGUUUGUAUUGACGAUUUCUCUAGGAAUAUGUAUUUGGAUUGGUAUUCUUGGAGUAAGUUGGAUAAAAUCAGACUCUCCCCACACUAUUCAGCAGCCGAAGAUAAAACAUACAGGAAAGAAGCCAAAAUGCAGUCUUGAAUUUUUGAAAAAUUAUUUUUUGGAGAAUGGAGAAUUCUAUGCCAGAGGGGUAUGGAGCAAACAGUCCUGGAUUGCGAAGGAUUGCGUUGCAACACUUGUGGAUAUGCCCAACAUGUUGUUCAACAACAAUCUUAGCAACAUACUUCUCGUUGGAGAUUCAACUGCAACAAGGUAUGCACGUGCAUUUGUUAAUGCAUUUAAAACAACAUAUAAAUGCCGUUUAGAGAAAAAGGAAAAUGCAGGAUAUAAAGAACCAGAUAUGAGAUAUUUUUCUAAUAUUCCUCAGGAAGAUAUGUAUUUUCAUACACGUGAGUGCUAUGGCUGUGACUCAUUUCUUUACAAUUGCAGUAAUGAUUCGAUUGGCAAAUCCAAUGUCCGUCAUAGUGGCUCGCAUGUAACAAUAGAGUAUGUAAGUAUGGAAUACUUCAUGGAUACUGAGAUAACAACAUUGCGAUUUCCACAUGGCAAAACAAAAAACAAGUGCCGAAAAACAAAUCAAUAUGCGCCAUGCGAACAAUCCCCAACAUCACAAGAGUUCAUCUUUAAUGAAUAUCUCCAACUUAAGUCGCAUGAGGCUUACCCUCAGUUGAUAUUACUAAUCGCAAAUCAUCACGAAACACGUAUGAGGGAUGCUGCAAAUUUUAAACGUACAUUUACCUGGUUUUUGGAUGUUGUUAAUAACAGCAUAAAAAAUCAUCCUGAGACUCGAGUUAUAUGGCUUGAACCGACAUUUGUGGAAGAAUCCAAGCAAAGCAAUCCUGAUGUAAAAAAUCGACAGUUUAAAAAUGUUGAGUUGUAUAACGAGGCUAAAAAACAGUUGAUACCAUACUUCUCAGAACAAUAUCCAAGAUUUUGGCCUUUUUAUGGUGUGAUGAAAAUCAGUGAAAGGGUACCUGGUUGGAACCAGGAUGGAAUUCACUUUAAUAUGGAAUACUAUGAAUCUAUGAUCAGUCUAUUGCUUCAAGCACUGCAAGAAUAGUUUAUGUGGACUACUAUGAGAUCUCUGGAUUAUCACACCUUGAAAAAGUGUUGAUUGUCAUCGUCUUGUGCUGAUGGGUGUGCAUAUAUAUAGAACACAUACAUGACAUACUGUACUCCUGGUAUUUUUCGGGUGUGAUUUAGUUUCACGCUUUUUCGCAAUUGUGGUAAAAUCGCAAAAAUUAAUCUUUGUAAUUGUCAAUUAAAUACCCGGGAUUUGUGAAAUUCAUUCUCCAUUGCGUUUUGUGAUUUGUAAAAUGUUUGUUCAGUUUUAUUAGGCUCUAAAUGGGAUUCUAAGCAACAAUGUCUUUUACAGUGUCUUAUUAGAUCAAAUAUAUGAAAAAUAACAAUGUAACAGAGGUGUUACUGUACAUGAGGUUACUUUAUUUACAGAAGCUUGAGGAUUCAGAGAAUAAUGAAAUUUUAACUAGUGAAAUCCGCGAAAUUUAAUAGCCGCGAAAUUGUGUUUUCUCAAAAUUCCCGAAACUACCAGGAGUACAGUAAAUCUUGUCAUCAAACUAGGAAAACUACUUAUCCAUUCAACUUCAAAUUCUUACAGAUUUUUACAGAUGUAAGAGCAGACGAGGGCCGCUAUCUGAUUUGGUUUUGGGUAAAUACACGAUGGC